UACCGUAACAGAAAGUCUGACAAACCGAUGGAAGCGCAGGAAAACCAGAACCAAUAGAAAGAGACAACGGAAGGGAGACGACGCUGAGUGCGACGCCACCGGUUGUGAACCAGAAGCGUGUAGUCGCAGCAGGGUGUGUCUCCGCGGCGCGGGUGCGCGCAGGAAAAGAGGAGGUCCGAGAAAACUGAAACGACUUUCUCCCCCUUUCGCCCACGCAGCGCUGCCAACCUACCUCAUCCCGGACCUUUUCUUUUCACCUACAUUUCACACUAUCGCCUAUUUAGCGGAUUGUAUCCCUACAUCACACACUGAUCCGGUUUCUGAGGACCCCUUUAAACUGGGCUGAUCGCACGGGACCACGGCUGCAUGAAACCAGAAGUGCCAGAGGAGCAGGAUCGGGUUGUGUGUGUGUUUACGCUGCGGUUUAAUCGCGUCCGUGUGGAGCUGUACGAAGUCUGAUCCGUCCACUUAAACAUGUUCCACGCCGUGAGGAAGCUGCUUUUCACGCACUGUCGCUGCGCAGAUGAUGCGACGACGACGACGUACGAGGAGCUGUUCGCCAAACUGGACACGAACAAGGAUGGGAGAGUAGAUGUGUCCGAGCUGAAGGCUGGUCUGGAGGCCAUGGGCUUCAAAACCAGCUCAGGAUCUGCCCAGGAAAUAGUUUCCUCUGGAGACGAAGACAAAGACGACAGCCUCAACUUCAUAGAGUUCUCCAACUACCUUAAAGAACACGAGAAGAAGUUAAUGCUGACCUUCAAGAGUUUGGACAAAAACAAUGAUGGUCGAAUAGACUUCACGGAGAUUCAGCAGUCGCUCGCAGAUCUGGGACUGGAGAUCAGUAAGGAGGGCGCGGAGAAGAUCCUCAGGAGCAUCGAUGCCGACGGCACCAUGACUGUGGACUGGAACGAAUGGAGGGAGCAUUUCCUGUUCAACCCAGCCACCGACCUGCAGGAGAUCAUCCGCUACUGGAAGCACACCACGGUGCUGGACAUUGGCGACAGUCUCACCAUCCCAGACGAGUUCACGGAGGAGGAGAAGACGAGCGGGCUGUGGUGGAAGCAGCUGGCGGCGGGCGGCAUGGCCGGCGCCGUGUCCCGGACGGGCACGGCGCCGCUGGACCGUAUGAAGGUCUUCAUGCAGGUUCACGCUUCCAAAAGCAAUCAAAUCAGCCUGGUUGGUGGCUUCAAGCAAAUGUUAAAGGAAGGAGGUGUGUCGUCUCUGUGGAGAGGAAACGGCAUCAACGUCCUGAAGAUCGCCCCGGAGACGGCCAUUAAGUUCAUGGCCUAUGAGCAGUAUAAGAAGCUGCUGUCCAGUGAACCAGGAAAGGUCAAGACCCACGAGAGGUUCAUGGCCGGCUCGUUGGCCGGAGCCUCGGCGCAAACGGCCAUCUACCCCAUGGAGGUGAUGAAAACGCGUCUGACUCUGCGCAAGACUGGUCAGUACUCAGGAAUGUUUGACUGUGCCAAGAAAAUCCUGAGGAGGGAGGGAGUGAAGGCCUUCUACAAGGGCUACAUCCCCAACAUUCUGGGCAUCAUUCCCUACGCUGGCAUCGACCUGGCGGUUUAUGAGAGCCUGAAGAACGUCUGGUUGUCCCGCUACGCCAAAGACACAGCCAACCCCGGCGUUCUGGUGCUUCUGGGCUGUGGCACCAUCUCCAGCACGUGUGGUCAGCUGGCCAGCUACCCUCUGGCUCUGAUCCGCACCAGGAUGCAGGCGCAAGCUUCUGUGGAGGGUUCAGAGCAGCUGCCCAUGAACAAGAUGGUGAAGAAGAUUCUAGAAAAGGAAGGCUUCUUUGGACUUUACCGCGGCAUCUUGCCCAACUUUAUGAAGGUCAUUCCGGCCGUGAGCAUCAGCUACGUGGUGUAUGAGUACAUGCGGUCGGGCCUGGGCAUUCAGAAGUAGCAGCAGUCGCCUGGGGUGUGUGGAGAGAGAGCAGGAUAAUUGUUCCUAAACCUUCUCCGAAGCGGGAAACUCUCACGUUAGAGUUUUGUUUACUUGUAAGUCACCAGAAUCUGCUGCAGGCUGUGCCACUGUAGGGUUUGGGUAAAUUUGAGACACCCUGCAACUAACCAACCAAAGACGUAGAUAUCAUUUGGUCACCAAGCACCCGAAGAAGACAAUUAAUUACUGCUGUAAGUAGAGAUGCUCAUUUUUUGCAUCACAAGUUCCUCUAAAGUUUGUCCACAAAGCACCUUAUUGUAUGAAUAUUCAUACUCAUAAGAUCCAAUGCAUCAAGAGAUGCAUUUCACAAAUGACCAAAAGUCAUGAAAUUCAUUUAUAUCCAGUCACACUUCAAACUUCAUGGAGUUGUUGAGGACAUUUGGUUUGGAGGUGGUUUCAGGCUGCAAUACUGGUAUCACACGCUGCACUUUCACUGGCUCCCACUCUGGGAUGAACACAGCUCGUCUCCUUAGCAGUGAGUUUCAGCCAAUGCAGGUUCCAUGAGGUUUCCCAUAUAUUAGUGAUGCAGCCUUUGAGUGACGUUGGUGACCGGGCUAAUGACGUGCCUUCAUGCUGGGGUUUCUCUCUGAUAUCUGUAUUUCAUCCUCCUCCGUCUUGCCUUUUUCCAAUGUUUGGUUAUUUGAUGCUGGCGUUUACAUGAAUAAACUCUAAAUACAAACAUGGAGAA
Betta splendens (Siamese fighting fish) is the source of this 2632-nucleotide messenger RNA. It is a transcript of the gene slc25a24, whose product is annotated as solute carrier family 25 member 24. Gene Ontology annotation, cellular component: mitochondrial inner membrane. Gene Ontology annotation, molecular function: ATP transmembrane transporter activity; calcium ion binding. Bases 475 to 1905 code for a protein of 476 amino acids. The record is from RefSeq and is a predicted model, not a curated record. The transcript has 10 exons. Gene Ontology annotation, biological process: transmembrane transport. Lineage: Eukaryota; Metazoa; Chordata; Actinopteri; Anabantiformes; Osphronemidae.